Molecule: messenger RNA, 717 nt
Organism: Salvelinus sp. IW2-2015
Lineage: Eukaryota; Metazoa; Chordata; Actinopteri; Salmoniformes; Salmonidae
Source: RefSeq, a predicted model, not a curated record
UCGCAUGCGCCUUGUCUACGUCAGUGACAUGCAAGAAAGUAUGUGGCCACCCGCCCGUGACCGACGGUAUGGAUACACUGGGCCUAAAGCGUGUGUAUGAGAUUGGAAAAGAGGUGACCCUGGCAUGUGAGCGUGGAUACACACCUGGGAAAGCCAAGACUGCCAAGAUCACCUGCUCAGCCUCGGGAGAGUGGACCAAACUGGACCUUGUGUGUUCUCAGGUGAGUUGCUCCAUCCCACCAACGAUAGACCACGGCCUCAUAACCUUUGCUGUGAUGAGGGAGGCUGGCUACAAGGAGAAGGUCAAGUACCAGUGCCAGGAACACUACGUUCUGGACGGCUCUGAGGAAAUACAGUGUCAGAAUACAGGCAUCUGGUCCACUUUGCCCGUUUGUAGAGCCCCCUGUAAAGUUAACAUCAACAGAGGUCGCAUCUUCUACAACGCCAAGAAGAUCUGGAUUGGGGAUCUGAAACCCAAUAGAGUCCUUCACAGGGAGUCUGUUGUGUUCUACUGUCUGAACAAGGAGCUGAAGUGUGGCCUUCCAGUAGCAAGUCAGUGCAURGACGGCACACUCAAUACCCCCAGAAUGUUUUAAAGAACCAGGCAAGAUGGAGUACACCCUCAAGCCCAAAUCACUUCCAUCUGAGAUUGCGAUGUGUCCUGCCGACCUAACAAAAUAAACACAAUACGAAGAGGAAAAAUAGGGCAAAUAAAUU